ACCCAACCCCCUUCAAUUAGCCACUGCAAAAGGAAUGGCUUCCACAUUCGAAAGAGUCAUCAACAUCGCCAGAGAUGGACAUUUCUCUUCAAAUCCCGAUGACCAGAACGAUGUCGGAGACCGAUCUCAGGAGGGUUUUGAUUCGAGAUCGGAUUCGAUUUUUUGGGUUUCAUGAGAUUCAAGAUCAGAUUUUUUGUUUUCAUGAGGUGAGGCGCUUCAGAUUUUUGUUUUCGGUGAGGCGCUUCACAUGCCAGCCCAUAGCCACAGAGAUCAUCAAUCGAUCAUCACAGAGAUCAUCAAAAGAACGAUUCGCAAAAUCAUUCAUCUUCAUACCAGCCCUAACAAGAACCAUGGCAAAAGAUGCAAUAGCCCUAAUGGAUCAUUUGGGUUGGAGAAAAGCCCAUGUUUUUGGCCAUUCAAUGGAGAGCAGAAUGGAUCAAGUAUGUAGGAGUUUUUGCUAACAUGGAAACCAGAGCAAAUCAAGUCUAUGAUGCUGUAAGUACACAAAUUAUCGCAUUUAUUUACCACUAUCUAAAGUUAAUUAAGUACCAUGUUUUCAUGAAUUAGUCAAUACAUGGAUUUCAGAUUUGGUUAGAUUUCAGAUUUGUUUAUUAGAUGUUAUAAAUAUGGUUAGAUUUCUCAAGUUUACUGCUAAUCGAUGGAUUUCAGAUGGAUUUCAGAUUUGGUAUUUAUAGAUGGA
Molecule: messenger RNA, 700 nt
Organism: Camellia sinensis
Lineage: Eukaryota; Viridiplantae; Streptophyta; Magnoliopsida; Ericales; Theaceae
Source: RefSeq, a predicted model, not a curated record